Messenger RNA from Talaromyces marneffei, 1077 nucleotides. RefSeq lists its product as uncharacterized. NCBI's taxonomy places the organism in Eukaryota, Fungi, Ascomycota, Eurotiomycetes, Eurotiales, Trichocomaceae. Gene Ontology annotation, biological process: pantothenate biosynthetic process. Bases 1 to 1077 code for a protein of 358 amino acids. The record is from RefSeq and is a predicted model, not a curated record. The transcript is spliced from 2 exons. Gene Ontology annotation, molecular function: magnesium ion binding; 3-methyl-2-oxobutanoate hydroxymethyltransferase activity. Gene Ontology annotation, cellular component: mitochondrion.
AUGACUCCUUCUCCAGCUCUUCGAAGACUUGGUUCUUCGCUACGGGCUUCAAAUUCUUACUCGCAAAAAGUCCUCUCAGCAACAGUAUCUACUCCUUGGAGACCUGUCAUAUCCGCAUCCUUAUCCCCGGCCGACAUCCCCACCACCACAACCGCCUCACAAACACGAUGGAGCUCACACGCUCCUAUGGGACCGGUAUCGUCGCAACAGACACGCAAACCCAUAACAAUCUCAACUUUACGAAACAUGUACAAAAAGGAUGAACCCAUCGCCAUGCUCACCGCCCAUGAUUUCCCCUCUGCAUUCGUCGCCGAUAGCGCCGGCAUGGAUAUGGUUCUUGUCGGAGAUAGUCUUGCAAUGGUCGCUUUGGGAAUGAACGAUACGAAUGCCGUCACUCUUGAUGAUAUGGUGUUGCAUUGUCGCAGCGUCACAAGAGCGGUCAGAUCAGCGUUUGUGGUCGGCGAUCUACCAAUGGGAUCAUACGAGGUAUCUCCACAACAAGCAGUCCAGUCGUCAAUCCGACUGGUCAAAGAAGCUCACGUCCAAGCGGUCAAACUCGAAGGAGGUGUAGAUUUUGCUUCCACCAUACAAGCGGUCACGACUGCCGGCAUCCCCGUUGUCGCACACAUUGGCUUGACGCCUCAACGGCAGAAUGCGCUUGGCGGGUUUCGUGCGCAGGGGAAGUCUGUUGCAGGCGCAUUGAAGUUGCUGGAAGAUGCAUAUGCGGUGCAGGAAGCGGGCGCGUUCAUGGUCGUGCUGGAAGCCAUCCCGGCCGAGAUUGCAGCCAUCAUUACCAAGAAAUUGCGGAUCCCCACUAUUGGCAUCGGAGCAGGUGAUGGCUGUUCCGGACAGGUUCUUGUGCAGAUCGAUAUGACGGGCAAUUUCCCAUCGGGUCGUCAUUUACCGAAAUUCGUGAAAAAAUACGCCAAUGUCUGGGAAGAAUCCAAAAGGGGCAUUGAGCAGUACCGGGCCGAAGUGAAGAAUAGAUCAUAUCCUGCAAAGGAACAUACAUAUGCUAUUGACGAAGAGCACGUUGCUGAGUUUCAGAGGCUUGUUGAUGAACAGUCCAAAAGCUAG